CAGGAAGUGAAGCGCGGGCUCCUUCCGGUAGUGCGUAAGCCCGAGCGGAGCCGAGACCCAGCGGAGCCUGAAUCCCGAUAAGACAAGAUGGCCGGGCUGCCCCGCAGGAUCAUCAAGGAAACCCAGCGCUUGCUGGCAGAACCUGUUCCUGGAAUAAAGGCAGAACCAGAUGAGAGCAAUGCACGUUAUUUUCAUGUGGUCAUUGCAGGUCCACAGGAUUCUCCCUUCGAGGGUGGGACAUUUAAACUUGAACUAUUCCUUCCGGAAGAAUACCCUAUGGCAGCUCCGAAAGUACGUUUCAUGACCAAAAUUUAUCAUCCUAACGUAGACAAAUUGGGAAGAAUAUGUUUAGAUAUUUUGAAAGACAAAUGGUCUCCAGCUUUGCAGAUCCGUACAGUUCUGCUAUCAAUCCAGGCUUUGUUAAGUGCUCCCAACCCAGAUGAUCCAUUAGCAAAUGAUGUAGCUGAGCAGUGGAAGACCAAUGAAGCCCAAGCCAUAGAAACAGCCAGAGCAUGGACUAGGCUAUAUGCCAUGAAUAAUAUUUAAAAUGUGCUCUGAAACAGUGUGCAUCACUUUUUCCUGUUCUGCCAAGAUCUCUUCCUUUUUUGUUUGCAUUUAAUGGACACAGUCUUAGAAAACAUUACAGAAUAAAAACCCAGACAUCAGUUCUUUGGUGAUUUAAAUGCGCACUAGCAAAUCUGUGUCUUGUCCUAAUUCACUCCUGUUCUGCAUGAGCAGAGGCUAGAAAUAUCAUCGGGAUUGUUGUGAAAAUUGUUUAAAAGCAGUAGCACACCUUUGCUUUUAAUAAGUUUUUCCUCCCCAUCAUGAGUUAAGUGUAAGCACUGUGAAUGAAAGUAGUCAGGGUUAGCUGCAGGGAUUUUUGUUCUAAUUGUGUGGGCCCUUUCUCCCUUUUUUUAUGGUGAUGCUAAUUGCAUUGGUUAAAGCAGCUAACCAGUUAUACUCUAGAAUUUGCCCUCUAGCCAAGUCUAACUUAGAAGCCUAGGUGGACAAGCUUGGUUGUUUGAACAAAAAUGGGAACAUUAAACAUCCAUCACCAUCACUAAUAUUGUGAUUCUGCUGUCAAGUGUAAAAACCCUCCCUUCAAGGAAAAGCUUGUGACCAUUUUGUAUGGCUUGUCUGGAAAAUCUUCUGUAAAUCUUAUGUUUUAGUAAAAUAUUUUGUUAUUCUA
Messenger RNA from Euleptes europaea (tarantolino), 1189 nucleotides. It is a transcript of the gene UBE2N, whose product is annotated as ubiquitin conjugating enzyme E2 N. Bases 88 to 546 code for a protein of 152 amino acids. The record is from RefSeq and is a predicted model, not a curated record. NCBI's taxonomy places the organism in Eukaryota, Metazoa, Chordata, Lepidosauria, Squamata, Sphaerodactylidae. The transcript is spliced from 4 exons.